Messenger RNA from Dendrobium catenatum, 1128 nucleotides. RefSeq lists its product as uncharacterized. The coding region runs from base 1 to 1128 and encodes 375 amino acids. The transcript has a single exon. The record is from RefSeq and is a predicted model, not a curated record. NCBI's taxonomy places the organism in Eukaryota, Viridiplantae, Streptophyta, Magnoliopsida, Asparagales, Orchidaceae.
AUGGCCUCCGCUCCUUCUUCCUCUCCUCCUCAGGAGUUCCCACCCCUCUCUUCCAAGGUUUCUGUUCCCUCUUUUGCGCCAGCUCUCAGCUACAGAAACGUUGUAGCUUCCCCUCGUCCGGGAAAUGCUUUUAAGCUUUCCUCUACCGUUUUGCCUGACGAUCCCUUGGAUUUUAAUGAAGCUCAGGUGAAAGCUGCAAAGGAUGAAUGGGGCUUAUCUUUGAUAGGUUAUUCAAUUGGUAGACGACCAUACUACGAGUCCUUGCUCUCUACCAUGCGUAAGUCUUGGAAACUCAAAGGUAUGAUGAAAUUACUCUCGCUGAGUGAUGGUUUUUUCAUGCUUAAGUUUACUGCGCAUGAGGAUUUUUAUAUGGCUUUGGCGGGGGGUGUUUGGUUUUUUUUGGGAAAACCUUUCGUCUUGCAAAAAUGGAAACCAAACUUCAAACCGGUGAGAGAAGAAUUCUCCUCUGUUCCUAUUUGGUUCAAAAUCAUUGAUCUUCCUCUUCCCUGUUGGACUCCUGAAGGCAUUUCGAGAAUAGCGAGUAAAAUUGGGAAACCAUUGGUGGUGGAUGAUCUCACAGCGGAAAAAACACGACUCACAUAUGCCAGGGUCUGUGUCCAGGUCGCUAAAGACUGCUCUUAUCCGGAAACCAUUCCCAUUUCCAUUCUUGGUGAGGCGUUUACUCUUAAAAUUCAAUAUGAAUGGAAACCAAUUCCUUGUCAACAUUGUGGAUCCAUUGUUCAUUCCCCAGAUUUCUGCCCUACAAAACCCUCCUCUGCUCAGGCAGAAUCUCGUAUUCCUGCUAGGGGAAGAAGUCAAAGCCGCAAACCGCCAAGACCGGACAACAGGAAUAACACAAGCAAUCCUCCAAAGCAGAAUCUUUCAUCUGGUUUAGCUGAAGGAAUCAUUUCUGCUACAACUUCACUACCUUCAUCUCAUCCGAUUACUGACCAGCCAAAGGUCAGUAACAACCAACAGUCUUCAAUCAAUACUCCUUCCACCUCGCAGAUUACGCCAGUCACCAUUCCACCCAGCAACACUCAGUCAUCUGUAUCUCACAUUCCGAAUCUAAAUUCGCCAACUGACGAGGUAGUCAAUCCUAAUUUGGUCAUUCUGGCUAAUAAGUAA